AUGGCUUAUGAACCCUCUUUCCAAGAUCGACAGGACUUCGAAGAUGCCUCGCACGGCUUUGUCGCUGCGCUUUCUCCAGGUAUCAUCAAACAGAAGGACGGACGGGUAGUCUGGAAUAUCGACGAGUAUGAUUUUAUGAAAGACGAAUGCCCUGCAACUGCGAAUCCAAAACUAUGGCGACAGGGGCAAUUGAAUUCCAUGCAAGGUCUUUACGAGAUCGCGCCCUCCAUAUACCAAGUCCGGGCCUUCGACCUUUCCAACAUGAGCAUCAUCGAGGGAAAAGAAGGCAUCAUUGUAGUAGACCCAUUGAUCAGUAACGAAUGCGCAAAGGCAGCCCUAGAGAUCUAUCAAGAGCACAGGGAUCCUGAGAAGAAGAGGAAAGUCACGGGGAUGAUCUAUUCGCAUUCACAUGGUGACCAUUACAUGGGUGCCGGAGGCAUUCUGGGAGAGAACCCGCAAAUCCCUAUAAUUGCACCCGAUGGCUUCAUUGAAGCUGUCAUGAGCGAAAGUAUCCUGGCGGGCCCUGCGAUGCGACAAAGAGCUUGGUACAUGUAUGGCAAUGGACUCCCUCGUUCUCCGACCGGGCAGAUUGGUGUGGGGUUAGGAAUGGGUAGCUCAAAGGGCAAUACAUCCCUGAUCCCGCCUAAUCUACUCAUUAAAGAAACAGGCGAGGAGCAUAUUGUAGACGGAGUACGGAUCAUUUUCCAAAUGGUACCAGAGACAGAAGCACCCGCAGAAGUGAACUUUUUCUUCCCGGAUCUGAAUGCACUCUGCGUGCCAGAAACGGCCACAAACUGCAUGCACAACAUCGUAACAUUACGAGGGGCGCAGGUCAGAGACGCGAAAGCAUGGUCGGGCUACCUGGACGAAGUCGUACAAUUAUUCGGCCGCAAAGCCGAUGUCUUAUUUGGCAGCCACAACUGGCCCACUUGGGGGAGAUCACAACUGACCAAGCGCCUGAACGAACAACGCGACAUGUACGCUUAUUUGCACGACCAAACGGUACGGAUGAUGAACCUCGGCAUGACUGGAACAGAAAUUGCUGAGCAGAUCGUGCUACCACCCGCCCUAGCCCGUGCAUGGCAUUGUCAAGGUUUCUACGGAUCGGUCUCACAUAAUGUCAAGGGCAUUUACCAAAAGUACAUGACUUGGUUCGAUGGAAACCCCGCACACUUGUGGUCUCACCCUCGUGCUGCCGAGGGUCAGCGAUAUGUAGAGUGCUUUGGUGGGGUCGACGCGCUAUGCCUCAAAGCUUCUGAAUUUGCAUCGCGGGGAGACCUGAGAUUUGCAGCAACACUGCUCGACCACGCAGUUGCUGGUUUUCCUGAAGUUCAGAAACCCAGGGUUUUGUUAUCAGAAGUCUAUCAAAAGUUGGGUUUCGGUGCGGAGAACGCAACAUGGAGGAAUUUCUACCUAACAGCAGCGCAAGAGCUAACCGCCGAUCGUUCAAGUGCUGCUGAGAAGAUGGUAGCUGGCGGCCGCACACCUCUGGGUCCCAAUCUUGAUGUCGGUCAAUGGUUUGAUAUUCUUUCCAUACAAAUCAAUGGAGAAGUGGCAGCAGAACGGGACACCAAAGUUCGGAUCGAGUUCAACGUGAUCGACGAGAACGCAAGGUGGACGAUUGAAACCAGUAACGGAGUUAUUAUCCAUCGAAAGCAAGAGAUAGGACAACUCGAGGAAGGCGUUGACUUGUCGUUACGGCUGACGAAAAUCCAGUUAUUGAAUGCGCUGAGAGGCGGCGAAGUAGAUUGCGAGUCUCAAAGUGGACGAACAGCGGCAUUGAAGGAAUUGCUAGAUCUCACAAGGGUUGAGACAGGGGCAGCCAGGGGCCCAAGCCAAUUGUAA
Messenger RNA from Aaosphaeria arxii CBS 175.79, 1845 nucleotides. Its product is annotated as Metallo-hydrolase/oxidoreductase. Gene Ontology annotation, biological process: dodecyl sulfate metabolic process. Bases 1 to 1845 code for a protein of 614 amino acids. Lineage: Eukaryota; Fungi; Ascomycota; Dothideomycetes; Pleosporales. The transcript has 2 exons. The record is from RefSeq and is a predicted model, not a curated record. Gene Ontology annotation, molecular function: linear primary-alkylsulfatase activity; protein dimerization activity.